This is a messenger RNA of Elephantulus edwardii (Cape elephant shrew), 1155 nucleotides long. RefSeq names its product G protein-coupled receptor 88 (gene GPR88). The transcript has a single exon. Gene Ontology annotation, cellular component: membrane. The coding region runs from base 1 to 1155 and encodes 384 amino acids. The record is from RefSeq and is a predicted model, not a curated record. Lineage: Eukaryota; Metazoa; Chordata; Mammalia; Macroscelidea; Macroscelididae. Gene Ontology annotation, molecular function: G protein-coupled receptor activity. Gene Ontology annotation, biological process: G protein-coupled receptor signaling pathway.
AUGAUCAACUCCUCCACCACGUCCACCUCCUCCACCACCGGGGGCUCGCUGUUGCUACUCUGCGAAGAAGAGGAGUCGUGGGCGGGCCGGCGCAUCCCCGUGUCCCUCCUGUACUCCGGCCUGGCCAUCGGAGGCACGCUGGCCAACGGCAUGGUCAUCUAUCUCGUGUCGUCCUUCCGAAAGCUGCAGACCACCAGCAACGCCUUUAUCGUGAACGGCUGUGCGGCGGACCUCAGCGUCUGCGCCCUCUGGAUGCCCCAGGAGGCGGUGCUCGGGCUCCUGCCCGCCGGCUCUUCGGAGCCCCCGGGGGACUGGGACGGCGGCGGGGGCAGUUACCGUCUGCUGCGGGGCGCACUGCUGGGCCUGGGGCUCACCGUGUCCCUCCUGUCCCACUGCCUCGUGGCUCUGAACCGCUACCUGCUCAUCACCCGGGCGCCUGCGACCUACCAGGCGCUGUACCAGCGGCGGCACACGGCGGGCAUGCUCGGGCUGUCAUGGGCGCUCGCCCUGGGCCUCGUGCUGCUGCUCCCGCCCUGGGCGCCGCGCCCGGACGCCGCGCCCCCGCGCGUCCACUACCCCGCGCUGCUGGCGGCCGCGGCGCUCCUGGCGCAGACGGCGCUGCUGCUGCACUGCUACCUGGGCAUCGUGCGCCGCGUGCGCGUCAGUGUCAAGCGGGUCAGCGUCCUCAACUUCCACCUGCUGCACCAGCUGCCCGGCUGCGCGGCCGCCGCCGCCGCCUUCCCGGGCGCCCCGCACGCGCCGGGUCCCGGGGGCGCCGCACACCCGGCCCAGGCCCAGCCGCUGCCGCCCGCGCUGCAUCCCCGGCGCGCACAGCGGCGUCUCAGCGGGCUCUCGGUGCUGCUGCUCUGCUGCGUCUUCCUGCUGGCCACGCAGCCGCUGGUGUGGGUCAGCGUGGUCAGCGGCUUCUCGCUGCCCGUACCCUGGGGCGUGCAGGCGGCCAGCUGGCUCCUGUGCUGCGCCCUGUCUGCCCUCAACCCGCUGCUCUACACGUGGAGGAAUGAGGAGUUCCGCCGCUCCGUGCGCUCCGUCCUGCCGGGCAUCGGCGACGCGGCAGCUGCAGCCGCUGCCGCCACGGCGGUGCCCGCGGUGUCCCAGGCGCAGCUGGGCACUCGCGCUGCGGGCCAGCACUGGUGA